AGAAGGGCCGCUCCACAGGAGGCUGUUCCGUCUUCCUGGCGGGUCACCGCCCUCCCUUCGCCGCUUCAGGAGGCUGUUCCUCUUUCUUGAGCGCCCUCCCUCCCUUCCCCAAGGAGGCGUGCACUUGUUCCUCGGGAGUCGUCAUCACCGGCGUUCGCACUUGCUGCCAUCCGCAAAGCUGAUUUGAAACCUCUCAUCUGCUGGAAAAUAUUUUACAAAACCCACCUCACAGUAUUCCCAAUGGCAUCCUUGCCUUCCUUUGGGGUCCAGGCAUGACCGUCACCCCCACCAAAGACAAAGCUCAGCCCGGUUCAAGCUCGCACAAGGACGCUACAGCAAGCUUCAGAUCUGAUCCAGCACGGAUGGAUGAGGUGGAAGGCCUGCGGGGGAGGCUCGUCAUUGAGGAUGCCAUUUCCCUGGCCGAGCCUAUCAACCUGGAAGAUGGGCAUUACUCUCUGCUGCGAGGCGGGCUGGAGCGCGACAGCCAGAGCUUGGAGGCGGAGUCUUGGAGCGUGGCGGUCGACCCGGGCUACCUGAGAACUCUGGACCGUGAGGCUGUGAAAAGACAGGAUGUCAUCUACGAGCUGAUCCAGACAGAGAUGCACCACGUGCGCACGUUGAAGAUCCUCUCGCACGUCUACAUGUACGAGCUACGGCAGUCCACGCUGCUGGAGGACGACAAGAUGGGGAUCCUGUUCCCCGGCGUGGACGCCCUGCUGACGCUGCACCAGCACUUUCUCGACUGCCUCAAGCUCCGCCAAAGUCAGAGUCAAGAGGAGGGUAGUCCAAGCAGCUACCAGAUCACAGAGUUGGGCGACAUAUUGCUCUCGCAGUUUUCCGGCUCCGUAGGUGCAAAAAUGAAGGAUUGGUACAGUGUUUUCUGCAGUCGUCACACCGAAGCUGUCACCUUGUACAAGGAGCAGCUACAGAGCAACAAGAAGCUUCAAAGCCUAAUGAAGAAAAUUGGUCAGCUGGCCCUGGUGCGAAGGUUGGGCAUCCUUGAGUGUUUUCUGCUGGUGACGCAGCGUAUCACAAAGUAUCCUGUCCUGGUGGAGCGACUUAUAAAGAGCACUGAAAGCGGCACCAUCGAGCACGAGUCUCUGCUACAAGGCUUGGCGGCCAUCAAGGAGGUCAUCUCUCAGGUGAACGACCACAUCAGAGAAUACGAGAUGGCCUCCCGGCUCAGGGAGAUCUGCUUGCGCCUGGAGCCAAAGUCAGCAGGCCGGCUGAAGGACGAGCGGCUGAUCCGAAGGGAGGAUCUGAUCCAGGGAGACCGGACACUGCUGCACGAAGGCCUGGUCACAUGGAAGUCUUCUGGCAGACACAAAGACAUCCAUGCUGUGCUGCUAUCAGACAUGCUUGUUCUGUUACAAGACAAAGAUCAGAAGUUUGUUUUUGCGAGCGUGGAUAACAAACCAUCAGUAAUUGCCCUUCAAAACCUGAUCCUGAGGGAGGUGGCCCACGAGGACAAGGCCAUGUUCCUCAUUUGCGCGUGUACCUCUACGCCGCAGCAGGUGUACGAAAUGUACGAGCUGCACACCGGUUCUAGGGAGGAACGCGUCGUCUGGAUGGCUCGCAUUCGGGAUGCCAUAAACCGUUGCUCGGAGGAGGAUAAACUCUACCAGGAAGUAAUGAGCAGAUUGCAAGAAUAUCAAGAGCGUUUGAAGGUUAGGGAUGAGCACAUCAAGCAGUGCCUCUCCGAGAAGUUGCACAUCUUCAGCAUCAUGUAUGAAGACCUGACGGGGCAAGAGAGUCCCCCAAGAGGGCUGUUGCUGCGAGGGGACCCCACUGACCUCCAGCAGGGUGAGACGCUGCUCAAAGGAGUCAUCAAUGAAGUGGAAAAUCUUCAAAACCUGCUUUUCCACACAAAAAAAGACUCCAGUAACCUGCCGGGUGGUGAUCAUGUGUUACAGUGGAGGUCACACAAGGGACCCGAGGCCGGGGGUCCAGCAAACAUGAAAAGUCACAUGACCUCCGAAGGAGAAGCGGCCAAGUGGUCCGGCAGCGGCGGUGUUGAGGCCGAAGAUGCUCAGCUACAGGAGACGACGUACUACUUAGAGAGCAAGGAGGAACCUGCCGACGAGGACGCGUGCAUGGCCGCAUUUGCUUCACCCAACAGCAGCUUCCAGGCAGAGGUGUAUGACCGUGUCAUAGGGCUAGCCCAGGGACUGUAUACAUUACAAUUCAUCGUGGCCCAGCAAGACAGUCAGAUCGAGCUCCAGCACGUCCUGCGGUCGCACGGCAGCAGACUGUCGCGGCACUCCGGCAGCGCCUUGCUGGAACAGGAGAGGCAGCGCAACCUGGAGAAGCACAAGGAGGACCUGGCCAACCUGCACAAGCUGCAAGCGCAGCAUCGCGAGGCAGAGCAACGCUGGCAGAAGGAGCGAGAGCGCCAGGGCGCCUACAUGGAGGCACUGGAGGCGGAGUUAAGGCAUCGGGAGGAAGAGUGCGACCGACGUGAAGAGAAGCUGAGAGAGGAGAAGGCACAGCAUGAGAGGCAGUGGGAGAACUACCAGCAGGGUCUGGAGCGCCUCAGGGUGACCACUAAAGCCGUGGAGAGGGAAAAAGAGAGCCUGAAUCAGGAGAAGGAACGUAUCGAGGACAAGUUGAAGAAGUACAUGGAGGCCGUAAAUCCGGGGCACGGCAACUAUGAUGACCCAUACAUCAACCUGUCUAAUUACCAGUCAUUCAGAGGCAGCCUCGCUAAUGGCGGUAACGGCGGCAGUUCGCGUCCGCACAUCCUGCUGGCCAGCGCCCGCGACCCCAACAAGGAGACCCCGCCCAAAGUCCCGCCUCGCAAGGAGAGCAUGAGCAUCCCUCCGGUGGCCAAGUCCGAGCUGCCCGUGCACCUCGUCAGCGCCACUAAUCAGGUACACAAGGCGGCCGGCGUGGUGCAGCAGAUCCCCACCAAGCUGGCCACCCUCUCCAAGGGCAAGGAGAGGGGCUUCCGCAUGAAGGCGACGCACCAGAGGGCCCACAGCGCAGCUUCUAUCGACGUGAGCCAGAUUUUGCCCAUCCGAGUGACGGGGAAGGAAGGAGGGAGUCCCAUGGCCACCUCCCAGUCAGAUGACGGCAACUCAUCGGGACACGCCGGCACCCUGAAAACGUCACAGUCCUGGCACUUCCGAAGCGGCGUGGAUGCCCCGCCCCCGGCCCCGCCCCCUUUUCCGAAAGAAGUGCUGGCGAAACCAACAGAGAAGGUGAUAUUCCUUUAAUUCACACCACUGCAAAACCGAGGAGUGGAAGGACUGAGUCACUCUGAGGUACUAAUCUAAUGUUUUUAUCAAAACAUUUAUGCAUCAGUGGGAAAAAUGCAAUGGGGAGGACAAAAAAAAAAUGAAAAUGCAGGAGCCAUUUUGCACAUACGACAAUUGAAGUUGAAAAUAUGAUGUUCCAUGUUAUUGAUGUUCUUGUAUUGCCAAAGACUUUUUUUUUUUUUUUUUUUUGACAAAUGUAUUUUUUUAGUGAAAUGAGUGACAUUUUAUGACCUUUUUAAUUUAACACCAUGUGGAAUCUACUGUAAAAGAGUUCUGAACAAGCACAGUUUUUAAAUUAAACAACUGCAACUAAAAACAACUGCAAUAUUAAAAUAUUUUGCCUGUUUAUGGUGAAUAUAUAUUUGUUUUUUAUGAUGGUUAAAUGAUACAGUUUUUUGUUAAAUGCAUUUUUAAAAUCAAAAACAUUGAAAAUAUUUUUAUUAUCUGAAAAAAAAUAAAUCACAAAAUCUGAAAAUGCUAUUUUUUCUGUCUAAAUGUUCUUUGUUUCAAAACAAUUGUAUCUUUCCCCAACUUAAAGAAAUGCCGAAAAUAUUAAAAAAAAUGGUUUUGGGGGGGAUUGGAAUCUUUAUUUAUUUAUUUAUUUUUUCCCCAUGUUUUUAUGUGUACCAUAAUUCCUGGCCCCCAGAGUGCACCUAGUUAUAAGCCUCACCCAGUACAUUUGUAAAGGAAAUACUAUUUGGUGCAUACAUAUGCUGCAGCUGUGUAAAAGCCGCAAGUGCCCACAUUGAAACAUGAGAUAUUUACAAAGAAAGUCGGUACACAGAAAAUUUAACGCUCGCGGUGCCGCGCUAACGCUAGUGCUGCUGUGCUAACACGGAAAAAAACCAUACUGGUAAUAAUCACGGCAGUAACACGCUACCACAGCGCUAACAGGACUGGACCGGUAAAAGUUACUUCCUCGGCACAUGUGUUCCACCAUUCUCACGCUCACCUUUUCCGCUUGAGUGCCAGCUUGCGGCCGUUACAAGAAAUGCACAAAUUAGCUGCAUCACCGCAUAAACCGCAGGCUUGAAAGGGUGUGAAAAAAGUCGCGGUUUA
Syngnathoides biaculeatus (alligator pipefish) is the source of this 4316-nucleotide messenger RNA. It is a transcript of the gene arhgef18a, whose product is annotated as rho/rac guanine nucleotide exchange factor (GEF) 18a. The coding region runs from base 273 to 3215 and encodes 980 amino acids. Lineage: Eukaryota; Metazoa; Chordata; Actinopteri; Syngnathiformes; Syngnathidae. Gene Ontology annotation, biological process: regulation of Rho protein signal transduction. The record is from RefSeq and is a predicted model, not a curated record. Gene Ontology annotation, molecular function: guanyl-nucleotide exchange factor activity. The transcript is spliced from 20 exons. Gene Ontology annotation, cellular component: plasma membrane.